Molecule: messenger RNA, 655 nt
Organism: Didymella exigua CBS 183.55
Lineage: Eukaryota; Fungi; Ascomycota; Dothideomycetes; Pleosporales; Didymellaceae
Exons: 1
Coding region: 279-608 (109 amino acids)
Source: RefSeq, a predicted model, not a curated record
CAUCGCCGGGGCUUUUCCAGCUAGCCACACACCAAUGUACCCUUAGUCACCACCUACCAGGGGCAAGGGAGGUGACGUGGCGGGUCAGGGAUGGACGGAGCAGCUUCAACGGAAAUGGGGGCGUCCAUGUCAAGAUCAAUAUGAAUCAAAAAGUUCAGACAAUGAAUGGAUGGUGACGAAGUAUGAGAACUGAAUCGAUACGAUACCCGGUGUCCAGCUUGAGUCUCAAAGUGCAUAUUGGCGUCAAACGAAACUACGACCAUAUUUGAGCAAGAACGAUGACACUGAGCACGAAGUCGUGUCACGCUAAUGAAGGUCGGAAACAAUGCUUCCUACGCCCUCAGGAAGGCACGCUGACGGCCGAUUGUGUCAAUGUCACACAUCAUCAAUCUUGCUUCACUGGGUCCUAUGCGACGCGUAUUUGUCGCCUUUCGAAUGGGUUGAUACUGGCUCGUGCUCCUGAAGUGCAGCCUACCAAGUCCAAGUCAUGUAUCCAGUGGAGAUCAAUGCUAUGUCUCGUAUACCAUGGUCUCACCCACGCCCUCCCACUCGUGCUAGCCAUUGCGUACAUUCGUUGCUUGAACUUCUCGACAGUGGGAUGCGUAUAGUAGCGGACAACGUUAUUAGGUGCAUCUACUGAAUCAACUAAAAGUCA